AGCUUAAUUUCUCUUCUCCACUAACUCACUGAGGUGGCCGUAACCAACUACUCUGCUUCCUCUCUCCCUGUAUGUGUGACACAUACAACACGGCGGAAGAACCCGCAAACCCAAUCGACUCGGCACCUCUCGCUCUCCCCUUCCCCUUCCCCCGUGUGUAUGUGUACUCUUUCGCCUCUCUCCAUAUAUAGAUACGCAUCGCCAUCUGUUUCUCUGUCAUCGUUCAAAAAAACCCAUUGACGUCCGAGCAAGAAAGCGAGAAGACGAAGCUUCUCGAUCUUCUUGCUCUCUCUCUCUCUCUGAUCUCUCUGUUUCUCGUUCACUUUCCCUUAAAAUUCUUUCUGAGAAAAUCCAGAGAGAGAGAGAGAAUAGAUCAGAAGGUGUGCAGAGAGGUUUGGUUUGGCAUUGAGAUGAUGGCGAGUAUCUAUGUCCAGUUGCAUGGGCUGAGGCCGGCGCUGAUAAUGGUGGUGGUGCAGAUUGUGUUCGCGGGGGUGAAUAUUUUUUACAAGCUUGCUGCGAACGAUGGAAUGAACUUGAAGAUUCUGAUUGCGUAUCGAUUUUUAUUCGCUACUGUUUUCAUCAUUCCUGUUGCCCUUAUUUUCGAAAGGAAGAGCAGGCCAAAAUUGACAUGGCCAGUGGUGUUCCAAGCAUUUCUUUGUGGUUUUUUCGGAGGGACACUGGCACAAAACUUGUACCUUAAGAGCUUGAGUUUGACAUCUGCAACAUUUGCUUCAGCCAUGGGUAACCUUGUUCCAGCCAUUACCUUGAUCAUGAGCAUCUGCUUUGGAUUGGAAAGGUUGGGGUUGGGAACCCUAGCAGGGAAAGCAAAGGUGUUAGGAACAUUAAUUGGACUAAGCGGCGCGAUGUUACUCACAUUCUACAAAGGCGCAGAGGUUAAUAUCUGGACAUCGCAUCUUAACCUUCUGCAUGGCACUCCACAUCACGUCGCCCGCGUGGCAUCAUCAUCCCAAGGAGUCGCCGGCAAUCACCUCGCCGGCGCACUGCUGGCCGUCGGCAGUUGUCUGUCAUAUGCGCUCUGGUUAAUAAUUCAGGCUAAGAUGUCGGAGAGGUACCCCUGCCACUACUCUAGCACGGCCUUGAUGAAUGUGAUGGCGUCAGUCCAGUCUACAACUUUUGCCCUCUGCACGGGGAAGGACUGGACUCAGUGGAAACUGGGCUGGAAUGUUAGGCUCCUCACAGUAGCGUAUGUUGGAAUUGUGGGGUCGGGAUUAAUGGUGGCGCUCAUGGCAUGGUGCGUACACGUUAGGGGGCCACUAUUUGUGUCAGUGUUUAACCCAUUGAUGCUUUUGCUUGUCGCCGUCGCCGGGUCCUUGUUGUUGGACGAGCAGCUGCACUUGGGCAGUGUGCUUGGAGGAGUGUUGGUAGUGUGCGGCUUGUACACGGUUAUAUGGGGAAAGAGUAAAGAGAUCAAAGGAAUGACUCAACUGAUGCCAUCCAAGAGUUUGAAAAAUACAGAAUCGAUGGAGAUUGUUAUCACCUCUACAAUUGAAAAUAAUGAUAACAGUGGUACAAUAGAAGUUGAACAAUGCCAUAGCCCUAUGCCAUCGUGGGUGGCUUGCCCACAUAGCAUCAUGGCACUCCCCCAACAUCUUCCUGAGAUCACCAAUUCACUUCCAGUAACAGUUAAUGGUGUUAUUGAUGGAGAUUUAUCAGCUAAAGAGGAAGAAAAGAAGUGAACCAAAGAAAAUGAGAAAAAGAAGUAUGGCUACUUUUAGGGGGUUUUGCAAAAUGGAAUAGUUAUUUUAUAGCCAUAUCUUAAUUUAAAAAAAAAAAAAAAUAGUAUUUUAAUAAAAUGGGAAGAGUGUUUUAAUAAGGGAGUAGUCAUUUCUUAUUUUUUUAGUUAAUUGAAAUAUUAAAAGUGUAAAUUAUCUUAUUUAUAUAAAGUAGUGUUUUUGUUUUA
Molecule: messenger RNA, 1921 nt
Organism: Malania oleifera
Lineage: Eukaryota; Viridiplantae; Streptophyta; Magnoliopsida; Santalales; Ximeniaceae
Product: WAT1-related protein At1g25270
Exons: 7
Coding region: 411-1697 (428 amino acids)
Cellular component (GO): plasma membrane
Molecular function (GO): transmembrane transporter activity
Source: RefSeq, a predicted model, not a curated record